GAAGUAGAAGCGGCCAGUCGCGAGCAGUCGGGGACAGUGGUGAGGCGGACAUUUUGGUAAUUGUUGACAACAUUUUGUGUUUCACGAAUUUUGGACGAGGUUUCAUCACUGGCUUUACAAUAGGACGGUCGCCCUAUAGGGUCGUACUAUGGCGGAAUACUUAGCCUCAAUUUUUGGAACCGAAAAGGACAAAGUUAAUUGUUCCUUUUAUUUCAAAAUCGGCGCAUGUCGACACGGCGACAGAUGUUCCCGUAUUCACAACAAACCGACUUUCAGUCAGACUUGUCUACUACAAAAUUUAUACGUGAAUCCGCAGAACUCAGCAAAGAGCGCUGAUGGCUCACAUUUGGUUGCAAAUGUGUCUGAUGAAGAAAUGCAAGAGCAUUACGAUAACUUUUUUGAGGAUGUCUUUGUGGAAUGUGAAGAUAAAUAUGGAGAAAUCGAAGAGAUGAAUGUUUGUGAUAAUCUUGGAGAUCAUUUGGUUGGUAACGUCUAUAUAAAGUUCAGAAGAGAGGAGGAUGCGGAAAAGGCAGUGAACGAUUUAAACAAUCGAUGGUUUGGUGGUAGACCAGUGUACGCGGAAUUGUCACCAGUAACUGACUUUAGAGAAGCCUGCUGUCGUCAAUAUGAAAUGGGAGAAUGUACCCGGUCAGGAUUCUGCAAUUUCAUGCACUUAAAGCCAAUCUCACGAGAACUCCGUCGCUAUCUCUACAGUCGCAAGAAGGGCGGCAAAGGAGGAAGAUCACGAUCUCGUUCACGGUCUCGUGGACGCGAUCGCAAGCGCAGAUCUCGAUCUCGUGAAAGGCGUUCGCGAUCAAAGGAAAGACGUAAUAAGGGCAGAGAGGACAAAGGUCGUGAUGGUCGCUCGGGCCGAUAUUGAUUAAUGAAAACUUUCGAUUGCGUCUUAUGUAUCGUUUGUGCUGUUUGCAACUCAAAAUUCAUUGUAUUAACUGAGGCAAAGAAGAUCCCAUUUUAAACGUGUACUGUGGCCUCUAACUUUAUAAUAAAACUUAAAUAUUCCACCAGAAUA
This is a messenger RNA of Cephus cinctus (wheat stem sawfly), 1030 nucleotides long. It is a transcript of the gene U2af38, whose product is annotated as splicing factor U2af 38 kDa subunit. NCBI's taxonomy places the organism in Eukaryota, Metazoa, Arthropoda, Insecta, Hymenoptera, Cephidae. Gene Ontology annotation, cellular component: spliceosomal complex; U2AF complex. The transcript has 5 exons. Gene Ontology annotation, biological process: mRNA splicing, via spliceosome. The record is from RefSeq and is a predicted model, not a curated record. Bases 149 to 880 code for a protein of 243 amino acids. Gene Ontology annotation, molecular function: metal ion binding; pre-mRNA 3'-splice site binding.